AUCUUGUUUAGUAUAAAUAAACUCGAAAUCAAUUAAUAUCUUCUCUCUCCAAUGGAGAUUUACAAGUAUUACCUUUACCCCACGUUUACCAGUUUGUGAUAAAACAAAUUAAACUCCACAAUACCAUGUUUACACAGUGUGUAGGAAUUUAUAAAUACCAUGUUUUGCUAACAAGUGAGUAACAAUUAUUUUUUACAAUGGAUUUGACUCUCCUGGACGAGAUUGUGGAUAAGACAAUACCGGAGCAUUUCCUGACAACCCAUGAAAAUGACUCACAAAAGACUCCCCGCAAGCAGAGGUACAAUCCUUAUUUGACCGAGUCUGAUGAGAAAAGGGAGGCCCGUUUAGCUGCCAAUAGAGAACGUAUGAGGAAUAUGCGAAUGAAUGAAACUCCUGAACAAAAACAAGCAAGGCAAGCUUAUAAUAGAAUACGAGCUCGUAUUAAUAUGAUAAAAGAGACGGCUGAGCAAAGGGAACGAAGGUUAGAAGCGAAUAGAGAGCGAAUGAAAGCAAACCGUGAGAAAUAUAGUGAACAGCGCAGAAGAAUGCGCGCUUUAGAGACUCCUGAAAAACGUGAAAAGAGACUUUUAGCAAACAGACUUCGUAAUAGGAAUGCAAGGUUAUUUGAAACAGAAGAACAGAGGGAACGGAGACGGGCUGAAAAUAGGGAAAGGCAAAGACAGAGAAGGGCGCAGGAGACUCCAGAAGAGGUAGAAAUGCGUCGGUCUUAUAAUAGAGCCAGAAUGACCAUCAGGAGGUCGAUUAUGAAACUUCAGCCAAAAAUAGAAGCCUCGGAGUACUCCUUCCCCAAACAAGAACCCGCCACCAACUACACCAGCGACAACGACCUGGACGUAGACCUGGACUACGUCAUUCCGGACGUAGUCAUCAACAUGGUCGACGAAGCAGACCCCCAGAGCGAAUUUAGACCAAACCCCCUUUUGGGGAUGUUCGACAACGAUGUUAAGCCUGACUUCAACCUGCCCAUGGCCCCCAGCGGAGACGGGUUGCCCAUCCAGCCUUCGAUAGGAGAGUACAUACAAAAGUGUAUUACAACCAUAGAUAAUAUAUUGAAUUCGGAUAAUUAUCAGAAUGUUAAUAUGGAGCAGCAGCAGAGUAUAACAGAGACUGCUUUGGGUCGUAGGAGUGAAUUGAAUGAUAGUAGGACUGAUCAGUUUGCUGAGUUGGUUCUGAAUAAUAUUGGUACCGAUGGAGGGAAGUGUAAUUAUAAUUGAUACUUAAAUUUAUUUAUAUAGAUAUAUGUAUAUAUAUAGGGGUCAGUUUUUGGAUAAACUAGAGAUGUUAUGGUAAAGCUAGGUUAUGGGUGAAAACUGUUAUGUAAACAAUAAUUAAUAAUGAUUGAAUAGAUUUUUAAAAA
Ctenocephalides felis (cat flea) is the source of this 1378-nucleotide messenger RNA. Its product is annotated as zinc finger CCCH domain-containing protein 13-like. The transcript is spliced from 3 exons. Bases 198 to 1235 code for a protein of 345 amino acids. NCBI's taxonomy places the organism in Eukaryota, Metazoa, Arthropoda, Insecta, Siphonaptera, Pulicidae. The record is from RefSeq and is a predicted model, not a curated record.